CUCCUCCUCCAUCUCGAGCUCGUCUCGCCGCUGGUCUGUUCCCGAGGGGAGAUCCCAGGCCUCCGACCGCCAUGUCCCGCUAUACGCGGCCUCCCAACACCUCGCUCUUCGUCAGGAACGUGGCGGACGCCACUAGGCCUGAGGAUUUGCGCCGUGAAUUUGGUCGAUAUGGCCCUGUAGUAGACGUAUACAUUCCGCUUGACUUCUACACAAGACGCCCACGAGGAUUUGCUUAUAUACAAUAUCCUUUAUUUCAUUUCAUGUUUGAAGAUGUUCGUGAUGCAGAAGAUGCUCUUUAUAACCUCAAUAGAAAGUGGGUAUGUGGCCGGCAAAUUGAAAUACAGUUUGCACAAGGGGAUCGCAAAACCCCAGGUCAGAUGAAGUCAAAAGAACGUCGCCAGUGUUCUCCAAUGGAUUAUAGAAGAUCAAGAAGCCACAGCCGAAGGAGGACACGUAGCCGAAGUUCAUCAUGGGGCUGGAGUAGAAGACACUCUGACAGCUUUAAAGAGCAUUCCAGCUCACCAAGACGAUCUGUCUCGCCUCAAAGGAAUUCUACCUCUAGAGGAAGAUCACGGUCAAAAUCAUUGCAGAGGUGUUCAAAAUAUGCUGAGAAGUCGCCAUCCGGCUCCCACCGAAGACGUUCUACUUCAAGGACAAAGUCGCGGUCACAUCCAAAGCGCUCAGGCUCAGUUACCAGAUCAUUAUCUAAAUCUCCGCGGAAACAUGCCAACUCCAGUUCUCGCUCUAGAAGUUUCUACCAGAGAAAUAGUAACCAGUCGGUAUCUGAAGAAGAUUAAUGUGUUUUUCUAACAAUUUUUUAUGAGCACAACUAAGAACAAAAUUUGUCCAAAAUGUAACUGAAAUGUAAGAUAAUUGAAUAAUGAGAGAUCUUGCUAUGUUCCUUUGGUCCAUAUUUUAAUAAGCAGAACUCUUUAAAAUUUGCUAACAUUAAAGAGAAACAUUUAUUUAGCCUAGAUUAGUUUCAAUUUGAACCUAAGCUCACUCUAUUGGUGUAAGUUAGCAUUAUGCUCUGCUCUUACAUCAUUUUCUUUUUUGGACAGGAUUGUCUUUGGACCUUUCUUCCAAAUCCUUGGAACAGCAAAAAAAAUUAUGCUACUGUAAUUUUGUACUGGCUUAAGGGUGCACACAGGUCUGUCCUGUGCUUUGUAGUGGAGUUGAAAGGGAAGGCCUUUCUCUACCCAUUUCUACUUACUUCAGUAGGUAUUGCAGUACAGUUAUGUCAGUCUGCCAGAAAUAUGGAUACGCUAAUGGAUCAGAUUUUCCUUUCCACCUAUGCAACUCAUUUGCCCCCCCUCCCCCCGAGAUUUCCAAGCAAGACUUAAGUGUAGAAGGAGAUGAGCAUGCGGAAGUGAGUAAGUAAAAAUCAAAGUAAAAUUGCAUGCAGUUCAAUGCUUGAAUGGUAGAUCUGCCCUUGGGAUAGGAUUAAAUGUUCCAAUAAUUUGUUUUUUUUAUAUUGGUUAUGGUAACAAUUUCACUGCUGUUGCCCUUAUUUUAUUUGGCCCUAUUUGGUGUCUUUUUGGUGAUACCUAGAUUUUAUUGGAGGACAACCAUUCAUGUAUAUUCUUCAGACAAGUAUGUUUUAAGAAACAAAAAUUGAUAGGAAGGCACUGCAACUCAACUUGCAGGUUGUAAAGCGCCUUUAAAUUAAACCUUGUCUAUGUUUCAGAUUAGAGAAGCAUGUUACAGUGUAAAGGGAGAGAUACUUGUAUAACAUGGAGAUACAUGUAUCACAUAAGGCAGAAGUCCAGCAUUUGUCUUAAUUUCAUAGUUAAAACUAUGAUUAGAUCUUGCAAUAUCACUUCAGACCUUCAUUUGAAAAGAAUAAUACAAUUAAUAUGCAAUUCUCUGGACUAAAAAUAUGAAUUUACAUGAAUGCGUUGUAACAUUGCAUUGCAUUAGAUCUCACUUUGGUUGUCAGAUGGAGGUGAAUUUCAGGAAAUCAUUAUUUUUCCUUAAAUGAUAAAAUAUGGUUGAACGUUGGAUUGCUAGAUCGAAUGUGGCAUGUGAAAGGGUGUACAAGAACACUAGUGCAAAUGAAGUGCUAAAAUGACUUGUAGUACUUGAUAUGUUCUACUUUGAAACCUUCCUCAUUUCAUUAAUAAUAACAUAAUUUGCCUGCAAAUAGAAAAAGAGCUUGGCAGUGAAAUGCCAAGUCUGGAUUUUUUUUUAUUCCUGGAUAGGCUGUCUCUUCUGUAAAGAGCUUAAAACAAAAUAUAAAUUUCAUAAUGUAAUUUCCAUCUGCAGACUGAACUGGUACAGUUCAUUUUCUCAUUACAUACUGCUAUUUAGUGGGAACAGCUUUUGCUCUCGUGCAGCAAUCUUUUGCUCUGCAACAUGAAUAAUGAUCACAAAAUGAUUAAUUUGAUUGAAAUUAAUGCUUAUGGAAAACAGAUUAGUCAAACAGAUUUUUUAAAAAGGAGAUAAUUAGAAAUAUAAUUUGGGGUUAUUGUAAUAUAAGUUGUUAAGCACAUGAUUUUCAUGUGUGGUUAAAUGUUUUUGUGAAACUCUUAUGUUUGUUGUGUAAAAUCUAUCACAUCUAUAUUUUCAAAAUAUCAUUGUAGUAGGUGAUCGGUAUAGAUGACACCAACAAGCAUUUUAAAUUCUAAGCCUGUAAUAUGAUUUAACAGUUAAGCGACUCAGUAUAAAGUCAUUAUUAGCGUGUUUAACUCAAGUAACAGAGGGUAUUCUAAAAAAUUUUGUAUUUUACAAUAUAUGAUACUGUGCAUUGUGUAGUAAUGUUUGGAAACUUAUUUGUUUUUUAAAUGUAUAGUAACUGAUGUCUGUUACAUGGUACAAGCACUGCAUUGUAUUAAAAUAAUUGUAGUGGCAGUAAAACUACAUUUCAUGAGCAAGUGUUGGGAGUAUCAUUGUUAUUUCAUAACUUAAAAUAU
Messenger RNA from Protobothrops mucrosquamatus (brown spotted pit viper), 2912 nucleotides. RefSeq names its product serine and arginine rich splicing factor 12 (gene SRSF12). Gene Ontology annotation, molecular function: RNA binding. Gene Ontology annotation, cellular component: cytoplasm; nuclear speck. Gene Ontology annotation, biological process: mRNA splicing, via spliceosome. The transcript has 5 exons. Bases 72 to 797 code for a protein of 241 amino acids. The record is from RefSeq and is a predicted model, not a curated record. NCBI's taxonomy places the organism in Eukaryota, Metazoa, Chordata, Lepidosauria, Squamata, Viperidae.